GGCAGAACACCGGCAGUCACCGGAAGUACUUGUGUUUUCGUGUGUGAAACGAAGUAGUUUGCAGGUUAGCUGGAUUGUCUGUCAUUGCUGCCACAGGAGUAGUAAUGUGUUACUAAUCUCCAAGUAAGGGAAUAACUAACGUUUCAGAUAUGUCUAUGUCCCACCUGUAUGGUCGGAGAGGAGGGGAGGAAGAGGAGGAAGGUGUGGAGAUUGAAAGCUUUGAGGUGACGGACUGGGACCUCGCCAAUGAGUUCAACCCCGAACGCCGCAGACACAGGCAGACCAAAGAGCAGGCCACCUAUGGUAUCUGGGCUGAUAGGGACUCGGAUGAGGAUGAGAGACCAAGUUUUGGAGGCAAGAGAUCUAAAGACUACACAGCUCCAGUAAACUUUGUUAGUGCUGGUCUGCGUAAGACUGCAGCUGAGGAGAAACAGCAGCUAAAAGGAGAAGGAGGCUCUGAUGACUCUGAUGGUGCUCCGUCAGCACCUUCCCCUCCACGCGCUACUGCACCCAAAAAACUCCAGAUGGGAAAUUUCCGUGGGAACCAGUCACAGAGGUUUGCAGGUGGCAUACAGUCUGGACAAGGCAUUGGUAGCUGGGAGAAACACACAAAGGGGAUUGGACAGAAGCUUCUACAGAAAAUGGGCUACCAGCCAGGCAAAGGCUUGGGCAAGAAUGCUCAAGGUAUUGUAAAUCCUAUUGAGGCAAAAGUUCGUAAAGGCAAGGGAGCAGUGGGUGCUUAUGGCAACGAGCGAACCCAGCAGAGUCUCAAGGAUUUUCCUGUGAUCGACUCAGACGAAGAAGAGGAAAAGGAAUUUCAGAAGGAGCUCGGCCAGUGGCGUAAGGAUCCGGCAGGGUCUGCAGCAAAGAAGAAACCCAAGUACUCCUACAGAACUGUAGACGAGCUGAAGGCUAAAGGGAAACUGGCAGGGCGGAGCACAGCAGCAUCCGCUGGAGAGCUGGCACAGGUCAAGGUAAUAGACAUGACUGGAAGAGAGCAAAAGGUAUACUACAGUUACAGUCAGAUGUCCAACAAGCACAGCGUCCCAGAUGAAGGUCCACCAAGCAUGUCCACUCGGGAUCAGAAAGGAUCUGGCUUUGCUCUGCCUGAGCUCGAACACAACCUGCAGCUACUGAUAGACCUUACAGAACAGGACAUAUUACAGUCUGCCAGACGUCUGCAGCAUGAAAAAGAUGUAGUCGUGUCUCUGAGCCACGAGUCGCGAGCACUGCAGAGCAGACUGGAUGCAGAGCAAGACUCCAUUCAGAGAAUGGAGGCUGUGUUGGCACUGGUUGAGCGUUUUCCUUCUGGGGAGACAGCACCUGGGGAGGGACCCACCCUGCAGGAGUGUGCCCGGAUCUUUGAGACCUUACAAACAGACUAUUAUGAAGAAUACAAGACAAUGGGAUUGGCAGACUUGGCUGUAGCUGUUGUUCAUCCAUUACUCAAAGAGAAACUUUGUUCCUGGGAUCCACUGAAGGACAGCUCUUAUUGUCUGGAGGACAUCGGUCAGUGGAGAGCAAUCCUUGAAUCUAGAAACCUCCAUUCCAGUGCUCCAGAUUCAAACAUGGACCCUUACCACAGACUGUUGUGGGAAGUGUGGAUCCCAGUGAUGCGGUCCUGUGUGUCAGGCUGGCAGCCUCGAAUGGUCGGGCCAAUGGUGGACUGUGUGGAUGUCUGGGCUCCCCUUCUCCCCCCGUGGAUCCUAGAUCACCUUUUGGAGCAGCUGAUCUUACCCCGGCUACAGCGAGAGGUGGAUAACUGGAACCCGUUAACUGACACUGUGCCCAUCCACUCCUGGAUCCACCCCUGGCUGCCUCUGCUGCAGUCACGUCUAGAGCCUCUGUACCCGCCCAUCAGGAGCAAACUGUCCAACGCACUGCAACGGUGGCACCCCAGUGACACGUCAGCCCGCCUCAUCCUGCAACCGUGGAAAGAUGUUUUCACGCCAGGUGCAUGGGAGGCCUUCAUGGUGAAAAACAUCAUCCCUAAACUGGCUUUGUGUCUGGAAGAGCUGGUUAUCAACCCUCACCAGCAGCAGAUGGAGCCAUUUCACUGGGUGAUGGACUGGGAGGGCAUGCUGUCCCCCUCCAGCCUUGUGUCCCUGCUGGACAAAAACUUCUUUACAAAGUGGUUGCAGGUGCUGUGUUCAUGGUUGAGUAACAGUCCUAACUAUGAGGAAAUCACUAAAUGGUACCUCGGCUGGAAAAGCAUGUUCAGUGACGUAUUGUUGGCACAGCCACUCAUAAAGGAGAAAUUCAAUGAAGCUUUGGAUAUCAUGAACCGGGCAGUGUCCUCAGGCAUGGGUGGAUAUAUGCAACCUGGUGCAAGGGAGAACAUUGCAUAUCUCACACAGACAGAGAGACGAAAGGACUUCCAGUAUGAAGCGAUGCAGGAGCGCAGGGAUGCCGAGAGCGUGGCUCACAGGGGCAUCAGCGCUGGCGUGCCAACUAACUUCAAAGAUCUCAUUCAGACCAAGGCAGAGGAGAACAACAUUGUCUUUAUGCCCUUAGUGGCCAAACGGCACGAGGGCAAACAGCUGUACACAUUUGGGCGCAUUGUCAUCUACAUAGACAGGGGGGUUGUGUUUGUGCAAGGAGAGAAAACCUGGGUGCCCACGUCUUUGCAGAGUCUGAUAGAUAUGGCCAAGUGAGGGUGGACUGACUGAUCCUUGGUCUGUCUAAUGUAAAAGAGAGUAAGCAGGGCAAAUGUCUGCUUUUUAUGUAACUUCAGUUUACUGAUUUUUGUCAUAUGUGACUUAGUAAAUUUUGUAAAAUCGAAAGUGUUAAACUGUCAAUAAAUCAUUUUUGAUGUA
Lates calcarifer (barramundi perch) is the source of this 2816-nucleotide messenger RNA. RefSeq names its product tuftelin interacting protein 11 (gene tfip11). Lineage: Eukaryota; Metazoa; Chordata; Actinopteri; Centropomidae. The transcript is spliced from 15 exons. Gene Ontology annotation, biological process: spliceosomal complex disassembly. The record is from RefSeq and is a predicted model, not a curated record. Gene Ontology annotation, molecular function: nucleic acid binding. Gene Ontology annotation, cellular component: U2-type post-mRNA release spliceosomal complex. Bases 150 to 2654 code for a protein of 834 amino acids.